Molecule: messenger RNA, 2139 nt
Organism: Colletotrichum fioriniae
Lineage: Eukaryota; Fungi; Ascomycota; Sordariomycetes; Glomerellales; Glomerellaceae
Source: RefSeq, a predicted model, not a curated record
AUGCCUUCCCUAACCAAAUCCCUCGUUUCUCUUCUUUCGGCUGCAAUCAUCGGCCAGGUCCAGGCGGUUGACCCGCUUGUCGACCUUGGCUACACCAAACUCCAAGGAGUCGCCGAGCAGGGCGGUGCGACUCGCUGGCUGGGCGUCCGGUUUGCUGCGCCGCCGGUGGGCCAGCUCCGGUUUGCGGCACCGGUUGAUCCCCCGAACACGACUGAUGUCGUUGAUGCUUCGAAUUUCCGCCCGAUAUGUUUGGCUCGAAGCGCCUCCGACUUCACGAUGAAGCCAAACAAGCGCUUCACGACGGACGAAGACUGUCUCUAUGUUAACAUCUUUGCGCCUUCGAACGCGACACCGGAUUCCAAGCUGCCAGUCAUGUACUUCAUCCAAGGCGGCGGGUUCCAGUCUCUUUCCAACGCCAACUUCAACGGCAGUGAUCUGGCCAGGUUUGGAAACAUGUUGGUCGUUCAGGUGAACUAUAGAGUUGGUCCCUAUGGUUUCUUGCAGAGCAAGGAGGUGGAAGCUGGCGCGAGUAUGAACAACGGCCUCAAGGACCAGAUCCAGGGGCUGAAAUGGUUGAAGCAACACGCCGCUGCUUUCGGAGGAAACCCCGAUCAGAUGGUUGCCGUAGGUGACUCCGCCGGCGCAACCUCAGUAGCCAUGCUUCUCGCGGCCUUUGGAGACAACGACCCGGGCCUGAUCAAGGGAGCCAUCAUGGAAUCUGUCUCCGUCGCUACCGUCCGUACUCUCGAUCAGGGCCAAGAGCAGUACAACUGCCUGACUAACGCCACCGGCUGCAACAAACAAGCCGAGUCCCUCGCCUGUCUCCGCGGCCUCAACGCGACGGCUCUGCAGACGGAGGACUGCCAAUUCAACCCCAAUCUCGACGGCGACCUCGUCAAGGCGCCGACGCUGCAACGUUUCGCCGAGGGGAAGUAUCUUAAGGUCCCUACCAUCGCGGGAACCUGUACCGACGAGGGGACCAAGAAUGUGCCCCAAAAGACCGACACCGUCGAGGAGGCCUUCAAGAACAUGAAUAAUCAGGCCACGCAGUCCCUCAGCAACGCCUCCCUCGCUCUCCUCAAAGAAACCUACCUCGACAAGCCGCAACCCGUCUUCCCCAAUUCUGGUAAACUCUGGCGCCAGCUUGCGACCGCCCACGGCGACUACAGGGCGCACUGCAUCACCAAGAUCUUCCAGGACGCCAUGGCCCGCGACGGCGUGGCGACCUUCAACUACCGCUACGGACCCCUCGACGACGAGCAAGAGGCCCAGGGCUUCGGUGCCUACCACACCGUCGAGCUUAACGGCGUCUUCGGCCCCAACAACACAGACGGCGCCCCGCCGAAGAGCUACUCAACCACCAACGCGCCCAUCGUGCCGCUGACGCAGGCCUACUGGGCCAGCUUCGUCCGCAGCCUCGACCCCAACGCCGCCAAGAUCCAGGCGGGUAUGCCGCAGUGGGCGGCGUGGACCGUCGAUGGGAAGCAGAGGCUGCUGUUCCAGAAUAAUACGGGGACGAUGGAGGGCAUGCCCGCGGCGCAGCAGGAUAACUGUGCCAUGCUGGCGCCCAUGAUUCCGUUCAUCGAGACGCCUGCGUCGGAUGCGCAGAAGGCGUCUGUGAAUCUGCAAAAGGUGUCUGGGGCUACGAUACCGCCGGCUGGUCAGCCUGCCAAGGCUCCGGCUGCUGGUAGUGGCGGUGCCGGCAUGAAUAUGGGUGAUUCCAUGUCUGGCAAGCAGAUGGAGAUGGAGUCAGAGCAUGGGAACAAACGCAAUGGCACCAAGCACGGCGGAGGUGAGGGCGGCGGCAAAGGUGGUGGUAAAGACAAAGGCAAAGGGAAAGGCAUGGGACACAAGAAUGGUACGAGCCCUGAUGCCCCGAAGCAUGGAGGAGAAGGAGGUGGAAAGGGUGGCGGUAAAGGCGGUGGUAAGGGGGGACACAAGAACGAGACGAUGCCGAAGCCCGGAGGAGGUGGAGGGAAGGGAGGAGGCAGAGGAGGUAUGGGAGGCAGAAACGGGACCAACUCUACUCCUCCCACUGCACCUCCUCGGGUUGGUUCUGCUUCCAGCAUGGGGUACGGAAUCACUGGGGUGCUGUCGGCUACGGUGGUGGUAUGUCUCGGGCAGUUACUUUUGGCUUAA